Messenger RNA from Iphiclides podalirius (scarce swallowtail), 981 nucleotides. The record is from the annotation of a GenBank genome assembly. NCBI's taxonomy places the organism in Eukaryota, Metazoa, Arthropoda, Insecta, Lepidoptera, Papilionidae.
AUGUUUCGUGGAGAAUUUAUAGUUACUAAGUUCCUCCUCGUACCUAUAUUCUUUACUCCUAUAUUAGCAGAAUGGAAUACGAGGGACUACAUAAGAAGGGAACAUUCUCUUACAAAGCCGUAUCAGGGAAGUGGAAUGUCUUUGCCUUAUUGGGACUUCUUAGGUAGCACCAUAGUUACUUCAAAUUACGUCCGAUUAACCCCAGACUUGCAGUCUAAAUCAGGGGCCAUUUGGAACACCGCGCCGUGCAACACGCGCAACUGGGAGCUGCAGGUGCAGUUUAAGGUUCACGGCCGCGGCAAGGACCUGUUCGGGGACGGACUCGCGCUGUGGUACGUCCGCGACAGGAUGCAGUCCGGCCCUGUGUUCGGCAGCAGGGACUACUUCCACGGACUCGCCAUCGUGCUCGACACGUACAGCAACCACAACGGUGCCCAUAAUCACCAACACCCCUACAUCUCCGCGAUGAUAAACAACGGCACCCUCCACUACGACCACGAUCGCGACGGCACCCACACCCAGCUGGCGGGCUGCGAGGCCAAGUUCCGCAACUUCAACCACGACACGCACCUGUCAAUCAUCUACAAGGACGACACUCUGAUAGUUUCAACGGACUUAGAUGGCAAGAACGCGUGGAAAGAAUGCCUCAAAGUUGAGAACAUAUUGCUUCCAACGGGCUAUUUCUUUGGUGCUUCCGCCACUACUGGUGACUUGAGUGACAACCAUGACAUAAUCGCCAUAAAGAUGUAUGAAUUGGAUCUCCUCGAAUCGCAAAACAAAGAUGAGGAUAGAUCGAACAUCAUCCCAUCCGCUGCGUCCUACGAAGCGCCAAGAGAAAGAGUUGAAGACUCCAAACCUGCCAUGUCCGGAGUGAAAACUUUCUUGUAUAUGAUGUUCGUAGCAAUAGUCAUUAUAGUAAUAGUCGUAUUAGGCAUCAUGUGGUACCAGAAAAAGCAGGAACACUCUCGAAAGAGGCUCUAU